This is a messenger RNA of Lates calcarifer (barramundi perch), 1142 nucleotides long. RefSeq names its product CD276 antigen homolog. The record is from RefSeq and is a predicted model, not a curated record. Bases 67 to 438 code for a protein of 123 amino acids. The transcript has 5 exons. NCBI's taxonomy places the organism in Eukaryota, Metazoa, Chordata, Actinopteri, Centropomidae.
CGACAGAGAGACACGGAGAGUCUCUCAGCUGAGGACAUCACUUUUUGCCUCGCUCAUCCGGAUGGGAUGGAAAAGAGUUUUUUAUCUGUCUACUUGCUUGUUCCUUUCCAGGAACCUGAAACUGAGAUAAACCAAGCAAACAUGACAGCAACCUGCAGAACAAAGGGAGGUUACCCUAAACCUGAAAUCGAAUGGAGCUCUGGAGAUGGACGAACUAUACUUGAAGUACAGACCAAAAUGACCUCUGAAGAAGAUGGCACUUACAGCGUCAGCAGCACUGCUGACAUCACAGGGUUACAGAAAGUGACCUGUAGAGUUUACAACCCAACUUUAAACCAGACUCUGAGUGCAAGUAAAGACAUGACAUCCUCCAUAACUCCAUUUACAGGUGGAAUUAUUGUCAUCAUCAUCAUCAUCAUCAUCAUCAUCAUCUUGUGACUGUUCCGGGCUGUGUUCUGAUCUAUUAUAAGAUAAAAAGGUCUGGAGGGGAAGGCGGCAGAGAACACGAGCUCCGAGAGCUUCAACAGAAUGAAAGUGAUCCUGUCUGACUCAACUUUGUUGCCCUUAGCUUAGGAACUAAGGAAUUUUGGUGCUUUUUUUCAACAUCCCAAUCCACUAUGAUCCACUAAAUGUUGGUUUCUACUUUUUACCAUCCUGUUUUGUUUCAUCAACAAGGUUUACUCUACAUAGUUCUCAAAUACUGAUCAGCAAGGUUCCAUGUAGUCAUUUAGUUAUAUUUCUUACACUACAGAAAUGAAAAAUGUGGAUUUUGUAGAAAUGCUCCUACAAUUAAUGACAAAUGAUGAUGCAAAAACCCUUGAGAAUUGCUGUACAUGUUGUUCCCAGAUGGAAUUCCAAUUGCAUAAAUUAUGUAUUAUAGUGAGUAAUCUAGUUUAAGUAAUUCAUCAGGAAUGUACAUUUACACAUAUUUGAUUGGUCAGUGCAGUGUGACAUGAGGUGCCACCCUCUGUGUGGGAUGGCAGGAUGUAAUUGUAAUAUUUAUGAGAUACUCUUUUGCUUGUCUCUGCCACAAGAUUUAGAAUUUCUAGGGUUUAAUGUCUCUCUAUGUCCUAUUGCCCCCCCCCCCCCCCCCACACACACACGCACAUAUUAUAAAGACAGAUUUCAAACAUUUUGCUGAA